CUCAAGGCGAUCUUCACGGCGGACGAGCCCCGCAAGCUCUACGGGCGCUUCCGCACGGCUCGCCAGUACAACCAGGGCGUGGCGACCAAGUAUGACCAGGUGGCGAACGACAAGACGUCCAAGGGUGGGGCCAAGCGGGCCGCAUCGGUCAUGCUGGUGGCCUGGCUGGUGGACCCAGAGAUGGACGAGCUGUUCUGGGACGUGGCCCAGGGCAUAUCGUACAGCGAGGGCGUCACCAGCGAGUCCACAUGGAUGUCGCAGAAACAGCUGUGCGACAAGUACGGGGAGAGCGACGCGGAGGAGAUGAUAGAUCAAGGGCUGGUGCAG
Molecule: messenger RNA, 327 nt
Organism: Prorocentrum cordatum
Lineage: Eukaryota; Dinophyceae; Prorocentrales; Prorocentraceae
Source: the annotation of a GenBank genome assembly